AUGGUUGUAACCGAGUCGCUGCAGCCCAUCCUCCAACGGCAGAAAAACCCGACCGUAUUCAAUGUCUCUUUGCUGACGUUAAUCAAUAACAAGCGGGCAUUUACGAAAGGGAGGGCUUGCUUAAUUGACUUGCUAGCGCUCUCCAACAAACGUCAGAUUUCCCCGCGCCUCAGCCACGGCUUCAUCACCCGGAUGCUCCAGGAAUACAUAAAUCCUGCACCAUGCUGCUUGGAAAAUGUGAAUAACUUGAUCGCCAUUCUCUGCGCUCGUUUCAUGCCUGAGGUACCGGCCUUUGCCAAAUACCAUCCUGGAUCUGAUUAA
Molecule: messenger RNA, 321 nt
Organism: Microsporum canis CBS 113480
Lineage: Eukaryota; Fungi; Ascomycota; Eurotiomycetes; Onygenales; Arthrodermataceae
Exons: 2
Coding region: 1-321 (106 amino acids)
Source: RefSeq, a predicted model, not a curated record